Molecule: messenger RNA, 514 nt
Organism: Aspergillus versicolor CBS 583.65
Lineage: Eukaryota; Fungi; Ascomycota; Eurotiomycetes; Eurotiales; Aspergillaceae
Product: anaphase promoting complex subunit 11
Exons: 4
Coding region: 104-370 (88 amino acids)
Biological process (GO): positive regulation of mitotic metaphase/anaphase transition; anaphase-promoting complex-dependent catabolic process; protein ubiquitination
Cellular component (GO): anaphase-promoting complex; nucleus
Molecular function (GO): ubiquitin protein ligase activity; zinc ion binding; cullin family protein binding
Source: RefSeq, a predicted model, not a curated record
CCUGGAAACUGCUCUUUCUUAUCGCCUGCUCCACCGAUCUUCCUCCCUCUCUUCGUGCCGAAAACAACGAUUUCACGCCACCAAUUGUGAGCAUUCUGCAGCCAUGAAGGUUACUCUAAAAGAAUGGAACGCGGUCGCAACCUGGCGCUGGGAUAUGCCAGAAGAUGAAGUCUGUGGUAUCUGCCGCGUCCAGUUCGACGGGACUUGCCCGACCUGCAAAUUUCCCGGAGACGACUGCUCAUUGCUGCUUGGGAAGUGUGGCCACUCCUUCCAUAUGCAUUGUCUAAUGACUUGGAUUCAACAAGAGUCUUCCAAGGGACUUUGUCCCAUGUGCCGACAGAAAUUUGAAUGGAAACAAAACGACGAAUGAUGAACAUGCGCCAAGUAAUUGGAGUGAAUACGGCGUUGGAUUUGCAAUUGUUAUGAUACCCUCUGUUCUCACUACAUCUUAUUACUUGUCUAAAUAAUAAUUAUACAAGCAAGAAGGUUCAUCUUCCUUUUGGUUUGUACUGGC